AUGAAAAACAACACACUAUUUCCUUUUUUGAUGAUACCAUUGUGCAUAAGGUAUUAUUAUUUAUGCACUUAUUUAAUUAGCAAAGUUUCUGAUUCAUAAUAGUAUUUUUGUGAAGAAGCUUAAAAGAAUUGUAAUCUAAAUUAUGAGGCCCUCAAAAAUGAUUCUUCUAAAGAAGAGUUUUUAUUUAAUAACAAUGAACCUUAUUAUGAUAAUGAACUAAUUUUAUAUCCUCAAAUAGAAAAUCAAUAUUAAUAACCAUCUUCACCAGAAUAUCUAAUUAAAGCUAAAGUAUAUCAAAAUUGUUUAUCUUAGAAGGAAUUUGAGGAUGAACUUUCUGUCAUUCAAUAAUUUUAAAAUCUAGAACACUAGGAGAAAGAUGAAACCAACUAAAAAGUAUCAGAUGGAGAAUAAUAGAGUUAAAGAUAAUAUGAUUAGAUUUGUAUUCAAUAUAUUGAACAAUGA
Paramecium pentaurelia is the source of this 462-nucleotide messenger RNA. The record is from the annotation of a GenBank genome assembly. Lineage: Eukaryota; Ciliophora; Oligohymenophorea; Peniculida; Parameciidae.